AUGCUCUAUCCCGUCCUCUCCAUCCUCGCGCUGACCGCGCUGGUCACGGCAGCGCCAGCACCAACACCAGCGUCAGCGUCGCCUUCACCAUCCCGAGUCCAACCCCGUCAAUGCUUCCCAAUCGAUAUCCGCCAGUGCAUCACAGAUUUCUUCUGCUGCCAUGAGAAGACCGGAGCCGACGAUUCAUACGGUCCCAAGUGUGUCAUCCAGCGCUGCUGCGACGGGUCGAGGGCGUGCUUCAGGGAUCCUAGCCACCCGCCCAACACCACGAGCAACUUCAUCACAGUGAUAGACCGCAAGGGUUUGCCGGAGAAAGAAGCACCCACGGUGCUGGAUGCGAUCUUUACCUCUCCACUCAUCAAGGCAGAAGACAAAACAGUCACACGCAUGUUAGCCGAGACACAAGCCAUCUUGGGAGCUGGAACCGAGACUACUGGCAAUACCCUGUCCGUCUUUACGUACCAUGUCUUAUCCCAGCCGACAGUAUUGAAGAGCCUGAAGGCUGAAUUACAGGACGGCGCUUCCAAGUCAGCGGAUUAUGCGAACGGCAAACUCAUGGAUUUCAAGACCCUCGAGCGCCUUCCAUAUCUGCAAGUCUGCAUCAAGGAAGCGCUGCGUCUUGCCACUGGAGUCAGCAGCCGCCUUCCGCGCAUCAAUCGCACAGCGCCGACAUUGUACACCCUUGCGUCUGGCAAGACGUAUACGCUUCCACCCGGCACAGUCAUCUCAAUGUCCAUUUUUGAUCUCCAUUAUAACCCCACCAUCUUCACCGAUCCUACGGCUUUUGAUCCGCUUCGGUGGCUCGAAAGCGACGCCGAGAAGCUGCAGCAGAUGGAGCGGGCGUAUUCGCCUUUCGGACGGGGAGCGCGGCAGUGCGUCGGAUUGCAUCUGGCGAAAGAAGAGAUCACCUUGAUGACGGGCAAUCUGUUUCACGGGAUCGACCUCGAGCUGUUCGAGACGAGCGCGAGGGAUGUCAGCAUUGCGCACGAUCACUUUGCACCAUUUGCGCCGGUGGACAGCAAGGGGCCGAUGUCGAGGACAGACUAUGCAUUUCAAAACAGCAUGACUAUGCUCCACCCAAAAAUGAAGAGACCUUCGAGCUCGCUGUAUAGCACCCAUGAACGUCCCUCGCUCCAGCAUCAGACGUCGACAUUCACCGUCAGCGUGGAGGACUUGAGGGCUCAAGAGGCUUCCCUCUCCUUGCGUGACCCGAGCGAAUAG
This is a messenger RNA of Anthostomella pinea, 1221 nucleotides long. NCBI's taxonomy places the organism in Eukaryota, Fungi, Ascomycota, Sordariomycetes, Xylariales, Xylariaceae. The record is from the annotation of a GenBank genome assembly.